AUGCAAAUUUGGAACUAGAUAAUUACCAAUAUCGAUCUAUGUGAGAUUGUUACUUUAAAGAUUUAACCUAAUUAGAAUAGCACAAUUGGAGCAGCCAUGAUACUUUAGCACGAUAAUCAAUUUGCUCUAUUAGUUUUUAAUUACUCAAAUGGAGACUUAUUGAAACUUUACAGAAAAAAUAGUACUCAUGAUAAAAGAAUUUUAGAGUCAUCCUUAGUAAUCUAAGCUACAGGAGAGAUUUUGUAUACUUAUAAUCAGAUUGAUUAUAUGGUAUUAAUGUAUCUCGAUUGGUAGACUGGAUAAUAUUACUAAAUACAAACUACAGUUGCAGCUGAUGAUGCAAUUACUGUUUAACAAGAUUCUACUGGAGAAUUUACAUUUUUGCAGGGUGAAAUGGGCAACUAUCUUCCUGUUAAGUAAACGAUGAUGAUUCUCAAAGGAAAAACUUCUUAAAAAAGUAAAAUGACUACUCUGUAUUUUGAAGAUUCUGAAUAAUAUUGGAAAGCUGAGGGCUUCUCUGUCCUAGACACUGAUCCAAUAUACUGUUGUCCACCACAGCUAAAUUAGCCACGUUUUGAAUUACUACUCACAAAAGGGAUUCUAUCUAGAUACGUCAACUGGGAAGAUAAAUCAGGUUAUUUAGUAGGUAGUCUUCUAAAAUUCAAUGGAGCUUCCUAUCUGAAUAAAUCUACUCUGAGUAAUGUUACUUACUAUACUGGAGCUAAUCCUAUCUAUAUUAAUAUUGAAAACUAAUAAAUAAGCAAUCCAACAAAUGGAAAUACUUGUCCUGAUUAGCAGAAUUUAUUUAACAUAAGCUCCAACUUUGUCACAAAUUAUGACAAAAAUUUAUAAAUUCUAAAAAUACAAUCAACUAGCCCAACUCUCGAAGGUGUAUAUUUGAUGAAAGUAUUUCAAAAAAUUAAUAAUAACCAAGUAUUCUUAAGAAAUUUCACUAUAAAAGUAGCAAGCUUGUCACUAUCUCCUUGCUAAAACUUGACUUUUUAAACUGGAUUAAACAGUAAUUCUACAUACUUUUAUGUCUUUGGAGAUCCAGUUUAAGUCAUAAAUUAUAGAAAAUUUUAACUCAAUGCUAAUAUUUCGGAAUGUGGACUCAAUUACUAUUUGAUGAACUCUGACAUAACACCAGUUGAUCCUACUAUAAUUUCAUACGACAACAAUAAAAUGUACUUUAAUGUCAGUACUACACUUUUAUCUCAAGUUAAGACUUAUGACCUAGCUAUUAGCGUACAAGUAUAAAAUUCAAAUAUUUCAUCAGGUUAUAACAUAUCCUUAGUAGUACAGCAUCCAUGUAUAAGAAGCAAACUUACACCUAGUAUUCUUCAGAAUAUGUUUCAUGAUAUCUAUUCAUAUAUCUCAACAAGUUCAAAUGGCUAUUCCACUGUUAAAGUGCCUUUUCAGUUAUCUAUCACGAAAAAUUGCAAUUAAACAGAAAUUUCUGAAGAUUACUAGUUAUAAGAUCAAAUAUAUACAAUAGGAGAUUCUGCAAUGUUAAUUCUGAUUGACAUGUAUUAAGUUUCACAAUAUAAUUGUGGCCCCUUAAACUACACUGAUGAAAUAUCUUUAGGAGCCAUUUAACCUUUAGAUUAGUAUGAUUUCAUAUAAAAUUACAAUAAAUCGAAUCGAACAUUUGAAGUUUAUACAACAAACCUUUCUUUGCAAGGUUCUUAUUAAUUCUAAAUCUCAGCAAAAUUAAAUUAUGGUCAAAAUUAAUAAAAGAGAUUUAACUUAGACUUGAAAAAUCCAUAUAGAUUUAAAUUUGAUAAUCUUCAUGAAGUAUGCGGGAAAGUACUUCAUGAACUAAUCAUGGACUAGGCAAAUAUCCAGCCAAGCACAUAUUCUUUUAACAAUAUCUCUAUGGAAUUUAGUAUCGUAACCUAGGAUUUAAGUCUUUGCUAGACAACAAAAAAAUUUAGCUUGCAUUACUAUUUGGAAAACUUUGAGUUAGCAACAGAUAAAGUUGAUUUUAAUGUUUUUAAUGAGUGUGGCUGUGAUUCAAAUUAUUUAGACAACAUUCAGGAAUCAUACAAAUUUACUUAUAUCCUUGGAGAUGGAAAAUAGAAAUUUAAUACAUCUAUCUUUGCUAACUCAAAUGACCUAUGUCUUAUCGAUACUAUCAAUUACUAUUUAAAAUUCCCAAAAGGUGGAAGUAAUUUUUUCAACCUCAUCACAUUGACUUCCGGAACAUUACUAGUAAUAGAAGAUACAUUUAAUAUCUCUUACAUCGGAUCUUAUUAGUUUAAAAUAACUGGGUAGUCAUUUUUCAGAGGAAAUUCUAUUACAAAUGAUACAAAUAUUUUAUUGACUGUAAAAAGAGGUUGCAAUACAGCGUUAAUAACUUCUUAUGGAAAUUUGAACGAAACUAUAAUUAAAUAUAAAGUUGGAGAUCCAAAGAUUGUUAUUAAUGUUAAAGAUUGGGUUAUAGAGUAGAAGGGAUGUGGAAACUUUAGUUACUAAAUAGGACUUAAUAAUACUACUAAUAUUACUUAUGAUUUUUUUAGCUAUAACAAAACGUCUCAAAAUCUAACAAUAUUUACUACAAAUAAUUCUAUUGCUGGCUCAUUUUCUAUGAAAUAAUAUGCAUAUUUAAACAGUUACAUCAAUCAAACAAUCUACUUCAUGAUUCAAAUAACAAACUGUGAGACAAAGAAACUUAAUAUUCCUCCUCAAAAACAAAUAUAUACCUAUGUGAUUGGAUAAGAGGCAGCUGUAAUCCCAAUAUUACCAUUUAUAGCAGAUUAAGAUUGUGAACUUAGUAUAAAUUAUUCAGCAUCAAUUAAAAGUGAUAAAGGAUAAGACUUCUCUGGCCAGAUAAUGUUCUCAUAAGAAUUUAGAUCGAUUUAUGUAAAAUCAGAACUAAGAUCUCUUGCUGGAAUCUACUACAUAAGUGUGUUAGGCUAGCUUUUACAAGAUACAAAUCUGAUAUUAAAUAAUUUAAUCAUUAAGCUUUCAGUGACAACUUAGAAGAAUAAUGCACCAACAUUUUCUAAGGAAAUCUAGUCAUUCUUUCCAGAUAUAAUUGAUAAAGAAAACGACUUUGUUGAAAUUAUCCUAGCAAAUCAACCCGAUUUUGUAAAACUCUGGGAUAAAAUGCUGCUUGUUGAGCCAAGUGAUUUGAAGCAUUUGGGAGAUUAUCAAUUUCAAGUAAUUCUUAAAGAUUCAAACAUAGAUCCAUAAAGCACAUAGUAUAACAUGAAAUUAACUAUCUAUGAAUCACAAUCCUCUGAUCAGUCUUUAGAAAGCCCAAGUGCUGAGUAUCUUAAAAUGACUGAAGAAGUAUUUGAAUUAGAUGGAAUAAAAAUUAACAAAAAGCAAUUGACAGGUAAGAUAUCGGCAAGUGUGAAAAGCAUAGAUUAAAAUGGCAGAAUAAAUGUGUUUUUUGACUCAAAAUUGCUCAAGCCUUCUAAAAUUAAUCCUUUGAUUGACUUUAAAGCACUAAAAUUUUAUCUAAAAAGAUCGGAUGGCAAGGUCUAGUACCUCAAUACCAACUUAAAUACUACACCUAAUGAUAAAACAAGAAAUCUAGAAUAAAUAGAGCUAUCCUAAUCUUAAAAUUGGAAUAUCACAGAAUUUAAGAGUAACUAAAUAUCAAUAUAGUUAAGUUUUCCUCAACCACUUGAUGUAUCAACAAGCUAAGUAAGUAAUUCAUCAAUCUUAAUAUAUCAGGAAUAUGACCAAUUGGAUAUAAAAUUUAAUGAGAGAUACUUCUUUGUAAGCGAUGAUAAAAGAAAAGUUAUUUAGCCAAACUAUCAAAUCAUUCAUGAAGUUCCUCCUUAGCUUCCAAAUAAUGCAUCUACAGCAAGCUCAGCGAUUACUGGAGCAGUUACAACAAAUAUAUUUCUUUCAUUAGUCAUGGGAUUAUCACUUAAAAAGCUUUGGAUGCUUAUUUAAACCCUCUAGAUUAUUGUUCAUUUACCAUUACUUUAGAUUCCAUUACCAUCAAACACUAUUUUAUGUUUCAAGUCAAUAGUAGACAUAUCCAACAUGAAUGUGAUUCCAAAGGAAUAUAUUAAGACAGUUGUCUCUGCUUUUGUUUCUGAUUCAAGUUCAAAUGUUAAAGAAAACUUUAGAUAAAUGGAUAUCUUUUAAUUGCUUUUGUCUAAUUCAACAGAUUAUUUUAACUAUUCCAAGUUAUGA
This is a messenger RNA of Stylonychia lemnae, 4155 nucleotides long. Lineage: Eukaryota; Ciliophora; Spirotrichea; Sporadotrichida; Oxytrichidae. The record is from the annotation of a GenBank genome assembly.